CGUACCUCAAUGGGAAAGGGAAACCAAACUUCUGUAACGGAAUUCGUCUUGCUGGGGCUUUCACAGGAUCCAAAGGUCCAGAUCUUCUUGUUCUUUGUUUUCCUGAUUAUUUACCUUCUCUCCGUGUUUGGGAACCUGCUUAUAAUUAUCCUUAUUCAAACGGACUCUCGACUUCACACACCUAUGUACUUUUUCCUCAAAAACUUGUCUUUUGCUGACUUCUGUUUCUCUACAAGUAUCGUUCCUCAGAUGCUUGUCCAUUUCCUUGUCACCAAGAAAGCUAUUUCCUUUGCUGGAUGCUCCCUCCAGAUCGUUGUCUUCCUACUGGCAGGGUGCACAGAGUGCUCACUGCUGGCUGUGAUGUCCUAUGACCGCUAUGUAGCCGUCUGUAGGCCCCUACACUACUCCACCAUCAUGACUCAGAAGGCUUGUGUCCAGCUGGCCAUAGUGUCCUGGGUCAGUGGAGCAUUUGUGUCUUCAGUGGACAGUGCAUUUACACUGUGCCUCCCCUACCGGGGACCAAAUGUCCUUAAUCAUUAUUUUUGUGAACCUCCUGCACUCCUGAAGCUGGCCUCAGCAGACACUUAUCAGGCUGAAAUGGCCCUCUUUUCUAUGGGUGUGGUGAUCCUCCUCGCUCCUGUCUUCCUCAUUCUAAUCUCCUACUGGCACAUUCUCUCCACUGUGGUGCGGAUGAAGUCAGGAGAAGGGAGGCUCAAGGUCUUCUCCACCUGUGGUUCCCAUCUUACUGUGGUGGUUCUCUACUAUGGCUCUGGAAUAUUUGCCUACAUGCGACCCAAUUCCAAAGUAAUGAGUGAAAAGGAUAAGGUCAUCUCUGUGUUCUAUUCCGUUAUGACUUCCAUGUUGAAUCCCAUCAUCUACAGUCUGAGGAACAAGGAUGUUAAAGGGGCUUUCAAGAAGUUGGCUGGGAGAUAG
This is a messenger RNA of Echinops telfairi (small Madagascar hedgehog), 933 nucleotides long. RefSeq names its product olfactory receptor 2D3-like. Gene Ontology annotation, biological process: G protein-coupled receptor signaling pathway. The record is from RefSeq and is a predicted model, not a curated record. Gene Ontology annotation, cellular component: membrane. The coding region runs from base 10 to 933 and encodes 307 amino acids. Lineage: Eukaryota; Metazoa; Chordata; Mammalia; Afrosoricida; Tenrecidae. The transcript has a single exon. Gene Ontology annotation, molecular function: olfactory receptor activity; G protein-coupled receptor activity.